AUGUGCCUGAGCCACACUCGAGGAGGGCCCGAUGCGCUGGACUCAGAGUGCUGUACAGACAUCUGGUCGUGCUCUCUGAUCCCUCAGGCCUCUGCAGACUUCCUCAGGCUCAGAGUUCAGGGCGUUCAGGUGAGCGGAUGUCACACACUGUGGAGGAAGACACUCACCCAGAGCUUAAGGAGGUGGCGUCACCACUGGGUGGCCCAGAAGCUGAUCACCGUGGGUCAGGGGUCUUCAGUGCACUCAGGUGCACUCAAGUGCACUGAGGCCGCAGCGCCUGUCAAAAUAUGGGUCACACUUCAAGCUCUUCACAGGGGUAACUACAGCCACGAGCACAGACACACCUGA
Knipowitschia caucasica is the source of this 348-nucleotide messenger RNA. NCBI's taxonomy places the organism in Eukaryota, Metazoa, Chordata, Actinopteri, Gobiiformes, Gobiidae. The record is from the annotation of a GenBank genome assembly.